AGAAAAGGCUUUAUUGUUGAAAAGGCACUAUGAAGAGACACGUUUAAAGUGACGGUAGGAAUAAAAAUCUUUGUUUAAAAUGAUCUAUUUUAUAGAUCUAUCUUUAGGCGUUGUAGUUAAGUCAACAAAGUUAACCGGUUUCAACAAGAUAUUCUACAAAAGGGCUACAGGUGGAUAAAAAGAUACGGAUAUUCUUUCUGAUGAAAUAUUUGAUGUAAUUUGUUCAAUAUGUAAGAAAUCGGGUAUAAAAACUGAGAGUGAAAAAUUUGUGAAGAUUGCAUGAAACAAAUGAAAAUGAAAUAAGGACAAGCUAAAAUCUAUAUUGAGACGUUUUAUUGAUCAACAAAGUAAACAGGUUUCAAAAAGAUAUUCUGCAAAAUGGCUACAGGUGGAGAAAUAGAUACGGAUAAUCUUCAUGAUGAAAUAUUUGAUGUACUUUGUUCAAUGUGUAAAAAUCGAGGUAAACAUUCUGAAGGUGAAAAAUUCUGUGUAGAAUGUCAUGAAUAUUUCUGUUUAAAUUGUGUCACAGUUCACAGUCAAGUUCCUCUGUGUGUUGGUCACAAGGUGUUGGAUAAAUCUCAAGUUAAGUCAGGAACCAGUAAAGCUCUACCGACGGCACCAGCAGAAAGAUGUGACAGACACAGUCAUAAACACAUUGAUAUGUACUGUCAGAAUCAUGAUAAUGUUGGCUGUUCUACAUGUAUGGCAAUUGAUCACAGAUCAUGUAAGGAUAUAUUCUAUAUACCAGACUUCAUCCAAAACAAAUCUUACCAAGUGGCUUCAAGAGAAAUUCAAACAAAGCUGAAGGCAUUAGCCAAGAUCUUUGCUGUACAAGCUAACAACUUUCAACAGGAUAAACAGAACCUUCUGAAAAGAAAGGCUGAAUUACUGGAUGAUAUCAGAAAAUUCCGACAAGAAAUUAAUGAUCAACUUGACAAGCUUGAGAAGAGUUCUAUAGAUGAGAUAGCAAAUAAAUUCAAACUUCUUGAAGACAAGAUUGAAGAAGGUCUCAAACAGCUGCAAGAACACAAAGCAAAGGUCACAUCAGCUUAUGAUAAAUUAGCAUCUCCAAACCCAAAUCAAGCUGAAUUGUUUGUUCAUGUAAAAAUGGGGGAAGAUGCUGAAAAUGUUGCCAACAAAUUUAUAGAAGAUACCAAAGUGAAUAAAACAGUAAGUGACAUAGAGUUCCAUUCUUACAGAAAUCUCCUUCAACAGCUGAAACAAAACAAAUCAAUUGGCAUGCUAACAGAGAAAACUAUAGAGACUGCUGACAAGUUGCUUCAGAUUACAGGAGGACAAUCGUGCUGUGUCAAACAAAAGUCUGAUGAAGAAAUUAGUGAUAUCUACUCUGCCUGCUACAUGGAAGAUGAUACAAUAAUCCUAGCUGAUUUCAGCAACAACAAGCUUAAACGGUUAGAUAGUCAAAAUUAUAUCAUCACAGAUUGCUAUAAUCUACAUGGAGAGCCAUAUCAAAUAUGUAAAAUUCAUGAAACACAAGUAGCAGUAACAUUAUACACCAAACAGGAAGUUCAUUUCAUUUCUGUAGACAGUCAAAUGAAAACAUUAAACAAGAUUAAAACUGAUUUUUACUGUAUUGGUCUUGCAUAUGCAAACAAUGAUUUAUAUAUUUCAGAUAAGACAUCAGUCUAUAUCUACACAAUGUCUGGCAGGAAACUUAAACAGUUAAGUACUGACCAGCCAGGACAGAAACUGUUCUCUGACAUACAAAGUCUAGCUGUCAGUAAGGAUGCUACAAGGAUUUAUGUUGCUGAUGGUCAUAAAGGACUGAAAGUACUAGACAACAAUGGUCAGAUUGUUACAACAUUUAAUGGUGAACAAUUAAAGAGGGCUUCAUAUUGUCAUCUUACUGAAGCAGGUAGUGUGCUGGUAUCUGGAUUUGACUCCAAUAAUGUUUUACAGCUUACAUCUGAUGGUAAGCUGAUAGGAGAGGUCAUAAAAGCUGUCAGUGGAAAACCAGGAAUUCGGUCAGUAUGUUGUAAUCAACAAAUGUCUAAGAUGUGUAUAAGCAGAUUUAACACAGACAACAUUGAAGUGUAUGAUAUCUGAUCAGUUGAUAAGUAAAUAAAUUUAAAAAAAACAAUGAUUUAUAAUCAUGAUAUCAAUUAAGAGUUAUUGUAAUAUAAAUGUUAAACAGAGUGUUAUAAAUGUCAAUGAUAAAAUUGUUAUUGAAGGAUGUGGUAAUUGUCAUUAAAUAUAAGAAUGAAUCUACAACAUGAAAUAAGACAAUCAUGAAAAAAAGUGAUAUGAACAUAUAUGUUUUUGCAUACUCAGAAAUUCUUUAUAUAUGAUAUACAACUAUGCACAAGUUAUCAAGGUGAUUUGAGAGUAUGACAUUAUAUUAUAAAUGGACAUACAUAUAAGUAAAUAACAUUUUUAUAUUGUAUAUAUUAUACAUGAACAUAAUUCAUAACAUAAACAUAAAGUGAAUUACAUUUUUUUAUAUUCUCAAAGAUUCUAUAUUUAUCCUAUACAAGUUACCCAAGUAGAUUAUAGGAAUAUGCUUUAGAUAUUGUAAUGAAGCAUAUUUUAUAUAAUACUAAAAUAUGUAUAUACAAUUAUUUCAUUGUUAAAAAAAAAUUAUAUUGUGUAUUGUAAAUAAUAUAUACAUGUUCUAACAAUAUGCUUAUAUCUACUUUACAUGAAACCACAGUUGUAUAAUGGCAAAACAAUUUUCAUUAUUUUACAUAAUUACUUGAUUUUUAAUGCUUUGUAUGACAUUAAAAUGGUAUCUCUGUGAUGUUGCUUGUACAUGUUGCUUAUCAUUUGUAAAUCAUGUUGCAGUCACAAGAAAAAAAUAUGUAUAAUUGUAGAUGUUUAUCAACAAGAUACUAAUAAUUUGAAUGAUGCAAAAAAUUUCAGAAUAAACAAAUUGCCUGAAACAAUCUU
Messenger RNA from Ruditapes philippinarum (Manila clam), 2907 nucleotides. RefSeq lists its product as uncharacterized. NCBI's taxonomy places the organism in Eukaryota, Metazoa, Mollusca, Bivalvia, Venerida, Veneridae. Gene Ontology annotation, molecular function: ubiquitin-protein transferase activity; zinc ion binding. The transcript is spliced from 2 exons. Gene Ontology annotation, cellular component: chromatin; nucleoplasm. Gene Ontology annotation, biological process: positive regulation of DNA-templated transcription. The coding region runs from base 379 to 2067 and encodes 562 amino acids. The record is from RefSeq and is a predicted model, not a curated record.